AAGCAAGAUGGCGGCUCAAGUGAAGCAAAUGCUGAAUUCUCUGUCCAAUGCCGGCGGUUCACACAAGGAUAUAACGGGGAAAUAUCGGGAGAUUCUAGAGAAGAUUUUUAAAUUCAAUGAUUCGUCUCUCACAGAAGGCCUCAAAACUUUCAUUGAAGCCGGUAAGUGUAUAUUUUUUUUAUGCAAAGUCUCAUUGCCUCAGUUUUGGAGUCCUUUAGCCUUUAUUUUAAAUUAUCCGUCACGUUUGUGCUGCGAAGCUGCCAAGCCACCUUAGCUUGUUCUGUAAUCUAGUAAUACUGCACAAUUUAUGUUUCACUAAAUUCGGUGCUUCGAAAUUCUUAUUAUCAAUCUUCUUUUUAGCCUAUUAGAUUCAGCAUUUGAAGGCUAUAAUGCCUAAAAAAAAACCCUUAGAGAAUUAUGCUACAAGAAUUUCACAAGUUUACUACUUUUAAUACACUGUUAUAGAAGUCCAAACAUAUAAAAUAUGGGUGUAUUCUGUAAAUGCCCCAAAAUAUGUGGUUUGGAAAAAAAAAUAAGCUGUUUUUUUUUUUAAAUAAACUAGUAUGAAAAAUUUCAAACCAGAGCUAGAAAUUAAACUUAAACACGCUUAUAUUUUUCUACUUACAGUGGAACCUCGAUAGAACGAGGUGCCAACGGACUGGCAAAAUUUGUUCACUAUAAUGAGGUUUCGCUAUAUCAAGGUCCUUUUCCAUAUUAUUUUACCAUUACUGGGGGUAAAGAAAUUGUUUACCGAGGACUUCGCACGGGUUUCAAUAAGCACUGACGACUGACAAAACGCAUUGGGUACUUUGCUCAGAGAAGUCAGUUCCUUAUUGGAAGCUGGAAAUAGAGUAAUAAAAUAAAGAAAGAUUCUGUCAAAACUUUUGUUAAAAUUCAAUUUGCUGGACCUAGACAGACUUUUUGCUUCAUAUUUAAAACUUACUGUGCAUUUACUUGUCCAAAUAGAUAAAAAAUACACCCUCUUUUGUACUCAAUUUAGUGCCUUGAACACUGGAGAUCGCAUUUUAGGGCAUCAAAAUUUCGAAAUUUUCAAGGAGUACAGACCCCCAGAUCCCUCUAGAAGAAGGGGAGUAAAAGCCUCUUUUGGAUGCAGUAGGUUACUUUUUUCAAACCUUCUGGCUACUUCAAUUUUCAUUGAAACCCCUGACUUCAUUAUAUGGAGGUUCAUUAUAUCGAGUUUCCACUGUGAUAUGGCUCAUCAUAAACAACCUCUAUAUUCCAGUUGUUCAUGAGAGCGUCAGCCUUGUUGUAUCAAGACAAGUCUUAACAGAGAUUUGCAAUCAUAUUCCAAACAUGGACUCAUCUAUCGCCAAGCAAAUAUCACACUUCAUACUUGACAAAUUACAACCCAGAGCCAUCUCCUUUGAGGAACAGGUGAGUUAUUGACGGCUUUUGACCCAGAGGAAUAACUCUCCAUUGUAGCACAAAACAACAUUGUUUUCGUUGUGUGUUUUCCAUCAAAUCAUUAAUUUUUCAACAUAACAAAUUGUUGCAUAUGAAGAACAGGGGUGUAGCCAGCCCAUAGACCUGUACGCCCGGGUCGACAAAAUUUUUGGUUUGAUCACUUUGCCACUUGUAAUAAUUUAUGUAUUGUUGGGGUGAGCCAAAAAGCUUAAGAGGUGAAAGUGUUGGUGAGGUCAGUGCGUACUAGUCAUGCAUGCAGUUUUCAGGAUAUGCGGAAAUGAAAGUCAGCGAGGCAUACAACUAGUCGAAAAGCUGGCUACGCCCCUGAAGAAUAAAUUGUUUUGCGUGGUAAUGCUACUAGCAAGCUUGAGCAACCAUGACAAUGCUAAAGCAAUUCUUUUAAUAAGCAAACAAAACCUCUGAACAUGCAUCACAUUUUUUGGUAAAUUUCUUGGCAUCAUUGCGUGACUAACAUUGUCAAACUUGAUCAGAAUGGCAAUGUGAUCAUUGCUUUAAUCUACUAGAUCUUCUUUUCAUCAAUAGCAGUUGUUGUGACUUUGAUUUCAAUGAAAAUACCAAUACAAGAGUCUCAGUGGAACUAUUACAUAGACCACUUAUCCUCUCAUUAAUGUCAUUAAUCCCACAACAGCACUACUACCCUGUGCACCACUUGGGUUAGCUCAUUUGUCUGUUUUUUUUUUUUUAUGAUGUUUGUAAUAGGUUGCAACAAUCAGAAAACAUCUUGCUAAAAUAUAUGAAGAAUGUCAAGAAUGGAGAGAAGCAGCAAGAGUAUUGACUGGUAUUCCUCUGGAGACUGGGCAAAGGUGCUGUGAAUCAAAAUAAAAUUUCAUCUUCUGAUAUUAAAAUAGUGAAAAAAUAACAUUAAAAUGUAAAAACAUUAAAGUAAUUAAUAAUAAUGAUAACAAUAAUAAUAUUAUUAUUAUAAGCAUAAUUGAUAAUUUUAUAAUUUCAUGUUUAUGGUAAAGAAGUUUCAUUUGAAUUGUCUUUUUUUUAUUUUUGAAACCUUAUUUGAUAAAGAGACCAUCUUAGGGUAAAAUUUUGACAAGCAACGUGGCUUUGAAACAGUGACAUAAAAUGGCUGAAAUGGUGAUAAGCAACAUAAAGAUGUUUUGAAACUGCAACAGUGACAGACACAAGCAAAAAUGCAAGAGUAAAUUACCAGCAAGAACAUGGCUUACUCCUCACUACUUGCAAUUAUGGGUUUUAAAAUUCAGAUGAGGGACAUACUUACCCCCACUUCAAAGGCGUCAUUUUAACCUUUGCUAAGGUUCCUAAAAGGUGUAAAUGAAUGUAGGGACUCUCAUACAGGGAAUACAAAGCUUAUAAGUUACGUGUUUUGAGUGUGUUUCAAGCUCAGUUGAUGCUUACUUUUAAAGGCAAGGGUUUUUCUUACCUACCACUUGUUAACUAGAAAGAAGGAGGACUUUAAUCAAAGUGGAUGAAUACUUUAAUGGCUAUUUUAAGCAGAAUAUUAUUCUUAACAAUAAUAACACAGAAUGUUUUCUCAAACAUCAAAUCUUAGGCAAUAUUCAGUGGAUUAUAAGAUGGAAACUUACUUAAAAAUUGCACAGCUGUACUUAGAAGAUGAAGAUCCUGUACAAGCUGAAGCUUACAUAAACAGAGCAUCUCUGCUUCAAACAGACACGAAGACAGAAAAACUGCAGAUUCUUUACAAGGUACAUGCUGACAGUAGUAACUUUAAACAGUGCAUCAGAGUGGCUAGAUAACAAAUAGAUAACAUUUUUCUAUUGUCUUGCAUUGUCUUGCAGUUAUACUUGUAAAUUACAUCAAGAUGAGCUCGAAUGUUGGCUGCAUAUUCUUGCUAAUUUGUAGUCUGAUUAAUGUUUAUACUCUUAUAGACUAGCCAUUUCUAUAAUGGUUUCCAAGAGACUGUUUACAAUGCAGCAUUGUUCUUUUUGUUUUUUGUUUUUUUACAAUAACAUCAAAAGAUUUUAGCAUCAAUUCAUUUCUGCAAAGUUUUUUAGAAAAUCACAUGCUAGAGACAGAUAAAAAAUUGAGACUCAGGGACAGUUCAUUUGUGACACAAGUCCUGCUUACCAGUAAGAUUAGAAAUGUCAAGAUUGCAUGGUGAUAACUAAAGAAAGAAAGUGAAUUCAGUCCUGUUGGACCUAGACUUCUUUUAUUAUGUCCCAAACAAGUAAGUGACAAAGAGAAACGGGAAACUGUGUCCUUUAAACAAGCAUAAAAUUACCAUUUCUAUAUCACCCUAUAAAUGUAAUAUGCAAACAAUAAUUAUUUCUAUUUCACAGGUAUGCUAUGCUCGUGUCUUGGACUACAGACGUAAAUUCAUUGAAGCAGCACAGCGUUAUAUUGAUCUGUCAUACAGAACUGCAAUACAUGAUGAGGAGAGAAUGACAGCACUGAAGCAUGCUCUGAUCUGUACUAUGCUUGCUUCAGCAGGUAUGCCAACUGCUCUUGUGAAAUGAUACCCGGGCUAGUAAUGCCCAGUUCAAACAUUGAACUUUUCAUGUACAGCUGAAAGUAAUCCUUUCAAUUAACUGAAUGAAAAGAUCAACACUUGAAUCAAUUAAGUCCAACAUAUCUAAUUUGGGUCAACCCGUGAAUUAAGUUUUAGUGGCCCACAUGAGAAUUUUGACUGCAGAGCAGCUUCCUUUGAAAUGUCAAACUUUUCAUGUGCCAAACCUGAUACCUAAAUCACUGGGAAGCAUUGUAGACCAUUGUACAUUGUGAAAAUGUAUUGAGUCUGACUAAUUAAGUUUGAUGUCUGAAUCAAGAACUUGUGUCAUUUCGAUUGACCUUAAUAGGUAUUAAGUUCGGUACAUGCAAAGUUCUAUGUUUGAACUAUGCCUAAGUUUACUUAUGACCAAUAAGCUUUCUAUAUAUGGAUAAGCUGUUGUCUCUGCUAAUAUCUACUUUCUAAGCUCCACUGUAUUAUUUGCGUUUUAAAAUAGCCUCAAGUUCCUUAUCCUAACUUUUCUUUCUCAGAAUUAAAAUUAAAAUGUUACUUUAGGACAAGUAUGGCCCAGUUGUCAGUCCCUUGGACUCAAUAAGAAGUUCCAGGUUUUGUGUUGUGCUUUACCAACCCAAAGCUGGCUUUGUUUCUUGGAAGUCCCAAGUUCAACUCUCUUGCCAAAUGUGUGAAUGGCCAACAGUCUUCUCCAGCAAAUUGGGAUUUCUAAGGAAACUUGGUCCAGUUUGCCAUGUUCUCCAUUAUGUGGCAGGGUGUCUAAGUUUGAGUACAUGUACUGUAGGUGGGGAAGGUUGGAAAGUUGGCUGUUCUAUAUUUCAUUUGUAGGCAGGUACUGUGCACAGAGUACCUUGGUGUCAGUACCUGGUCCUGGCUACUAAUGAAACUCUUCAGUUCUUAAAUCAUGUAGAAUCAUGUUGGCCUAUAGUCUCCAGCCAGGGGUGGGGAGCAUGGCAUGACUUUAUCCUGAGCAGCUGUGAACGAGGCUAGUUGACCUACUGGUUAACACGUUGAACUUUGGAUCUGCGGGCGCAGAUUCUAGCUUUGGCUGUGCAAUAACAUUGUUUUCUUAUGAAAGAAAGUUUGCUCCUUUAUCUCUCUUACAUCCCAUCCAGUAGUAGCAACCAGAAUUUUAUUUCUCCAUCCCUAUACUUUGAGACAGCUACAGGGUGUAGGUUGUUUCACAACAAUAUAAAAAGUUUAAUGUGUAUGCUUAAAUGAUUCUAUAUUAUUAGGCCAACAGAGAUCAAGGAUGUUAGCCAACUUGUUUAAAGAUGAACGCUGUCAACAGCUUCCUGCUUAUGGGAUUUUAGAAAAAAUGUGAGUUGUGCCUGUUUUACUUUUAUACUCAUCUGAUAGCGCAGGCUUUCCCAAUAUUGCCUGUACACUUACAUGUAGGUGCUUUCGUGGCUCUGACACUAGAAAAAACUUCUUCCAUAUGGGUCUCAUUGGGUCACAGUGUACCUUUUCUUCAACAAUUAUUGUUCUAAACAACAGACCAUACAUAUGCAGUGGCGGGUCCUGACCCUCAGAUGUGGGGGCGGGGGAGGGAGGCAGUCACCCAGACCCUGGGAUAAGGGGGGGCAGUCACUGCAUAUGUGCUGGUUGUGCACUAAAUAUUUGUUACUAGAUCUUAGAUCGCAAGGAAGGUGACUUAAUAAGAGGUUCUUUUAGCCUUCUGCCUUCCCCAACUCCAUUUAUACUACUAUAAAUGCUUUCAAGAGUGUUGCAGGAGAUGACCUCUUUUCUACACUGAACUGAUAAUUUUUUAAUAAACAUGUGACUUGAAAAUCGUUUUCUUUAGGUAUUUGGACAGAAUAAUUCGGGGACCAGAGCUUCAUGAAUUUGCCAACAUGUUGAUGCCACACCAGAAAGCAACAACGGCAGAUGGUAAGAUUUUUAACUUUGUAUAACAGUGUUUCAUCUGGUUACUUAAUCAUUAGCUAAGGUAAGCAAGCAAUGGCUCCAGGAAAGCAAAAUGUAAGAGAUUCUUGUCAAAAGGUAAAGGUGGAAUUCGAGCCCUGUUUACUAGUUGUUUCUUGUUAAACUAUGAUGUGAUUUUUUUGUACCGGUAAUUCUCCUCAAAGGUGUGUUGUUGUAUUUGUUUUAAGGUUCAACAAUCCUUGACAGAGCAGUGAUUGAGCAUAACCUGCUGUCUGCUAGUAAACUUUAUAACAAUAUCACUUUUGAAGAACUUGGAGCUUUAUUAGAAAUCCCACCGCCCAAGGUAAGUUUUACUUGGUUUCUAUCCAUGACAGUGAAUCAAAUGUUAUCACAUUAGUUACUAGUCACCACAUUAGUAGCCUGUGAGCAAGCUCUCCGGGGUGCUCUGGCGACAGGGCAGGAAAAGGAAGGAGAGCUUGCAACUACGUCUCUUCCCCUGUGGCUCCCCGUUGACUGAGCUGUCAGAUUUCCACCAAUCAGUACAAAGCAGAAAUGAGCGCGAAUGUGAAAAAACAUUGAAAAACACUUGCGCCAAUCAGCAUUUUGCAAUGACGUUUUCAAUGCAGAUAUUCAAAUUCCAGAGAUCUAGUUGCAAGCUCUCUGUCCUUUUUCCACCCCACUGCCAGAGCACCCCAGAGAGCUUGCUUCCAUGCUACUAUGUUAGUUAUUAGUCUUCCAUGGGAGAAGACCCCCAGGGAGACCACAGAAGUUCAAGACAUUAUAUAAAGUCACUGCGAAGCUAUUUGACAGCGUUCAAAGAAAGUUGUAUCCGAUAGCCCAGGGCUAGUGGAUUUUACUAUCGGGCUAGUGAAUUCUGUUCUUAACUUGCCCGCCUGGCAAGUGAAAUUUUUUAAGGAAUUCUAAUCACAAAAGAACUGUUAUCAACCCUGCUCAUCAUCGGGCUAGUUAAAAUGACUUUUGGGCUGGUACAUUCUAACUACAGCUUGCCCGAAUGACAAGUUGUAAAACUGACUUUCUUUGCCUUUCUUUGCACCCUGUUUGAUGAAAAAAAAUCGCUCAAAAUCCUGAGCCUUAUUUCAUCAAUGGUUAAACAUGCGUGGUGGAAUUAGCAUGCGAUCAGGCAAUUGUGUGUUUUUUUCCUUUCAACUUCAACUUCAACUUCAACUUUAUUUAUUAAAAAUAGUAUUACAAAAAACUCACCCACAAAAUAGUGAUUGGUAAUCUAGGCGGACCAGUGAAAAGAAAAAUUAAAUGAAAGGCAAGGAAGGAUAAUAUUUUAAGUUACAGUAAUUCAUAUUUCUAUCUUAUUUUUAUUUUAAUUACCAGUACAUCUAACGAAAGACAAAAAAGGAAUUGAUGGAUAGCAGAAAGCAUAUAAUUUUAUACAGAAAUUACUUUGAGAGACAUAGAAGUAUAGGGUGGGCAUGAUAAGUGAUUGCAUCUUAAAAUUUGGUCUUCUUUUCCAACUUUUUUUUAACCACUUUUAGAUAACUGUUCAAUAAGAACAGAAAAAAACUAAUUGAUAAUUAAUUCUAGUCGAUUUAGUGAGGUGACAAUAAGUCAAAUUAUGGAAAACUGUCCCAUAUUCUUACGUCAGAGAGUAUGUGUUUAAAUGAAAAAUGUUGGUGAAACCAAACAUUUUAAUUUGUGAUAAAAUAGCUUGAAACGUUUUUGAAGUCGUUUGCAAAGUCCCGAUAAUUGCAGAAUCUGUAGUCAAAACUCAAAGAAUUUUUCAUUGCAGAAAAAAAUCGAAGUCAAAGUUUCUGCAAGAUCGCGGUACUUUUAAUGUUUUUGCCUAUGUUUGCUUUUAACUAACUUUAAGCUAAAAGUUGGCAAAGAAAAAGUCUCUCUUGUUGACAAAACCUUGGCCUCAUAACAUCUGGACAAAUAUGGUAAAUCACGCCUGCAAACGUAUAGUGACGCCAAAACUUGAAAAAAGUCGAGUCACUGUUUUUCAAGUUUACCUGAAAACAAUCCAUGUUGAUAUUCUUCUGUUUGGUCCAUAUGUGCCUCUUGAUAGUUUCUUUUUUCUGUAUUUCUCUUUUGUUCUCCGCCAGUUUAAAGCUGAUAUUUUAAUAUUUAGCCCUUUAAACCCCAAAAAUGAUCAACAUCUAUUUUCUCCUACAAUGCCAUUACAUAAACAAGAGAAAGGGUUAUGAGAAUAUAUCAAAGGGAUCUUUACAGGAAAAACUGGCUUUGAUCUUUAAUCAAAUUCUAUCAACUUCUUCAUGUAUGGAGAUCCUUUUGGAGAAUUUUCCUGUGGUCAUUAGGAAGGACAAAAAAUGGAACGUUCCUAGGUGUCUGUCCUAAGGUUGAUUUCUACUGUCGUGUCAUUUUUACGUGCGCACGAACGUUAAUUUUACGCGCGUAAAUAAAAAAGAGCCAGUGUUGGGAACCAAUAUAUGAAAGGCCGUUCGUAAACAUUAAGUUAAACGAGCUUCAACUCUUACGCUUUAGGUGGACUUGCACUUUCGCCUAAUUUUUAAGUGCGUACGCGCUUAAAAUUUACGUGCGGAAAUAAAAUAGAGGCGAUGUAUGAAAGGCCGCGCGUAAAACGUUAAGUUAAACGAACUUCAACUUUUACGCGUCGUUUUCAAAGUCCCCAUAAUUGCAGAAUCUAUGGACAAAACUCCAAGAAUUUUUAAUUGCAGAAUAAAUUCGAAUUCGAAUUCGAGGUUUCUGAAAGAUCGCGUUUUUUUUUUAAUGAUUUUGCUUAUGUUUGCUUAUUAGUAGCUUUAAGUUAGAAAUUGGCAAAGAAAAAGUCUCGCUUGUUGACAAAACCUUGGCCUCAUAACAUCUGAAUAAAUAUGGUAAAUCACGCCUGCAAACUAAUUGUGACUCCAAAACUUGAAAAAAGUCGAGUCACUGUUUUUCAAGUUUACCUGAAUACAAUCCAUGUUGAUAUUCUUCUGUUUGGUCCAUAUGUGCCUCUUGAUAGUUUUUUCUAUAUUUCUUUUUUGUUCUCCGCCGGUUUAAAGCUGAUAUUUAAAAGAAAAUUAAUCCUUUAAACGCCGUAAAUGACCAACAUCUAUUUUCUCCUACAAUGUCAAUACACAAACAAGAGAAAAGGUUAUGAGAAUAUAUCAAAGGGAUCUUGACAGGAAAAACUGGCGUUGAUCUUUAAUCAAAUUCUAUCAACUUCUUCAUGUAUAGAGAUCAGUGUGGAGAAUUUUCCUGUGGUCAUUGGGAAGGACAAAAAAUAGAAUAGAGCCAAUGUUGAGCCAAUGUAUGAAUUCCGCGCGUAAACGUUAAUUUAAACGAGCUUCAACUUUCAUGUUGUAGGUGGACUUCCACUUUCGCCUAAUUUUUAAGUGCGUACGCGCUUAAAAUUUACGUGCGGAAAUGAAAUAGAGGAGAUGGAUGAAGGGCCGCUCGUACUCGUAAAAGUUGAACCAGGUUCAACUUUUACAUGUACGCGUGAUUCUAUACAUUGCCUUCAUCUUAUUUACGUGCUUACGCGCGUAAAAAUUACGCGACAGUGGAAAUCCACCCUUAGAGAGAGUUGACUGUCAGGGUCCUUGAAAAAUCCAAAUGAUGCCUCUAUAAGAUUGACACUUCCCAAAAUCGGAGACCGAGAGCUCUCCUCUGCCUUUCUUGAAUCCUUUUUCCUAGGCGGACACUUGCCCAUCCUAGUUUGCCCUGAGUUGAUUGUGUUUGAAGAAUCCAAAGGACACCUUUUCGUCGAUAACAAAGCAGCUGAGUAGAAACUGCGUUCUAGCGCAUAGAAACAAUGCAGAAUUAUUUCUGGUCGUUAAUCUGUAUGACAGAACAAAAAUACUGAGAACUGUAUUAUCACGUGAAAGCCCUGCUAAAGAAGUCUUAUUUUAAUGGUAACACCAUAGGUUAUUGUCAAUGGAAUUAAAAGUUAGAUGUGUGUCACAAGUCUCCAAUACCUUGAAUGAAACUGGUAGUUGUGCCUCGCAAUAUAUUUUGACACUCACUAAAUUUUAUCUGAUUAGAGAUCUAAGAAGAAAUUCACGUUUGGAAAAGAUACUGAAAUAUUGUUUUAGUGUUUUUGUUUUACCACAAAACAGAAUAUUUCCCAAUGUCAUUGCCAAUGGAUAACUAGUAUCCAUGCAUUAGUGUUACAAUGUACAAAUGUUGGACUGUUUGGCCUCCUAUGUCAGCGUAAACCUCUUUACUAGUGUAUCGUAAUAAGGGAUUUUUGGGUAAACUCACUGUGCAAAAAAAGCAAAAUGUAGUCGAGGAGAAGAUUAUUAAUGAAUAAAUUAGCUAAAAUGGUUUUAUCACAACACUAGGCUACUGUUUUUGUGUAAAAGAGGAAGAAGAGAAGAAGAGAAAUAGAAGUGGUUACGGUGCAAACUCAGGUGCUAUUAUAUCAAUGUCAAGGUGAUAUUUCGUUUUCUUUCAAACAUUUCGGUACAGCGCAAAGAUAUCGGUGCGUUUAUCCGGUUUCCUAACUGUUAACGAUGAAAAAUAGCAAGAGCUAGAUAAGAAACACAACUAAGUAUGUUCACGUUUGAAGCCAGAUCCUGGCAAAACAACAGUUUAAAAUCCUGAAGUAAAUAAAAUCUUCGAAGCAUGAGUUGUGAGCUGUUUGUGAUAAACCUAAGCGUUUGCCAAUCAUGAAACCUUUCAAAAAUUUGUUCGUCAAAUAUCAUUGAGGAAGUUCAAAUGCCGCGGCGUCUUUGAACCUACCGCGAAAUUAGACAAAUGUUUUGUGUCCAACAGCUGUAUUGGAUCUUAUGGGCUGUAUAUCCAACGCCAGCUGUAUUUGAAGGUUUACGUUCUUCACGUUAUUUUCCUGCUAAGGAUUCAAACUAUUUUCUACGAAUAUUUACGAAUAAAUAAAAACGCACGCACAAGAAUGAUCUGGUGGGCUCUGUGUCUUUUGAAAAAAUGUAUUCUUUUCAUAUUUUAACUCGGAAAGUGAGUGAUGGAGUUUUGUAAGUUAAUUCUAACUUUUGAGUCCGUGGAUAAAUUUCUGUUGUGUGACCAUUCAAAUGAAAUCUUUUCAACAGUACUUUCACGUAGUGCUGUUUGUUUUGCGCAUUUUCGAAACGAAUUUUUGACUUUGGGCCACUCUGGUAGUGAAAGGGUAAAAUCUUUCUCCCCGCUCCUUUUUUUUCGUUGUUUCUCGUGUUCUGUUUCUUUCCUGGACGGCUCUAGCCUCUCACGCACAGACUUUCUUUUGGUUCGUCACGCAGUCCUCCACAGGAACGCGGCUCCAGGAGAAAACAUCUAAUGUUCCAUUUGUUGUGUAGCAUCUACCUGACUGCUACCACUUGCAAAGCUGAAAGAUCGCUACAUGUAUACGUUCAGGAUUUUUGCCCGUCUAUAUCACUUAGAGAUUAUUAUAACCGUUUCACCCUCAGAGUAAUGGUAGAAUUGGAAAUAUAACUUCCUGAAACCUCCAGUGAAAUCUCUAAGGAUUCAGCAUGGCCGAGUGAUCUCGCUAUCCGGCGGCCCUGGGUUCUAGCCCCCCCCCCCCCACCUUCGCCCUAGUUUCUCGGUCGUCAUGAAUUCAAAUCCUCUGUCAUACGAGUGAAAAGCCAACCGGCUUGCCUCCUGCCAGUUUGGCUUUUUAAUGCUGUGUAGCAGUGCACUUUCACCAUAAACAAACAUGAAGGUUAUAUCUUUAUUUACUUUUUUUCUUCUUGUGCAUAUGAAUUUUAUAACGUUUUUCGUUUUCACAUUAAGGUCCCGGUUUUAUUCGCUAAGCCUUAUGUAACUUGGCGAUACGAGUGAUACAAAGCGCACACAGCUCCACACAGCACGAUGCAAAUAACGGAUGGUCUGACUGCAUGGUUCAGCAGCCUAUAAAAUAGCCAAGCUCAUCUAUUAUCACGACUGCAAUCUAGUGCGAUAUUUUCUCUUUCAGGCCGAGAGAAUCGCUUCACAGAUGAUUUCCGAGGGACGUAUGUCAGGCUCCAUUGAUCAGAUUGACGGAGUUGUACAUUUUGAAAGUAAGUCAAAGCGUUCUUCUCAGAGAAUUUCACCUGUCUUAACAUUGCGUAGUCUCCUUUACGGCUGUUUCAUGGGUCUCACGCAACGCUCCUCCCCGCAAAUAAGGGAGGAGCGUUGCGUGACGACCCUACAAACAGUUACGAAGGAGACUAUACAUUGGUCUGCGGAUCAUAAAAUUCUUCUUGAAAACAUUUUAAAUUGUUCUUAAACCAUAAAUAAGGACGUCAAAGGUUAGAAUAUCACCCUAUUAAAAUCACUCAGGACUAGGAGAAGAAAAGCCUGUUUUCCACAAGAUCUAGCGUUCCAGGCCAGGCCGCGUGUAUCCCCUACCGGGUUGCGGAAACAUUGUUAUUCAUCGGAUAUGUCAGAACCGGGCGCACAAUUCUUUUUUCACAUAAGCAUUCCCGCGAUUUGCGAAAAGAUUUAAUUCUGGAAAGGAUUUUGUUGUCAUGAUGUUCACAAAACUGGCUUUUUCCGAUCAGAUAGCCUGAGAAAAUAGCCGACAUUUCGCGACGUCAUCCGGCACUGGUUUCCCCGCGAAAUGACGUCUGAGAAACGAGUGUAGAAAUUCCAUACUGAUGACUUGGCUCCACCCAAAUCUGUAUCGGUCGACUGUAUUCUCAGGCUACAUAUCAGACUUCACCCUAAGUCCCAUUUUGAAAAUGAGGGUAGACGGGAAAAACGGAAUUGGUCCAUUUCAACUCGAUCCAGAAUGGUAGACGAAGAACCACAGGUGUGCAUCAGGCCUCGCUUUCACAAAGAGCCGUUCGAAAAAGGGCUUUUCGUUUGAGUAUUCCCCAUUCACGAAAGUAUAAGGGGAAUGGGUACAAGCUUUCGGCGAAACGAUUUCUGGGAUUGUUUGGGUAGACAAGCGUUACUUAUGAUUGGUUAAUGGUUGCCUUGAAUACCAUCGAUCAAUUAUAACUAAUUGAGUUUUCUAGGAACACCGACAAGGGUUAACCCUUUCACUUUCUGCGUGAAUGAAGUUUUGUAAGGUGUGGUUCUAACUUUUGAGUCUGUGAACGAAACCCUGUGGUGUGACGAUUCAGAUGAAACCGGUCUGGCAGUACUUUGACGUCGUGUUAUUUGUUUUUCAUCAUUGCACAAAAUUAAAUGUCGAAUUUUUGUCGUAUUUCGAGUUGGACCAUUUCUGUGAGUGAAAGGGUGAACUCAGUGCAAUUCCUCCGUAAAAUCCAUACCCAGCGCUUUAUUUCUGGGGUUUCCGCAGCUCAAGAAGUGUUGCCUUCAUGGGACAGACAAGUCCAAAACUUGUGCUUCCAAGUCAACAAUGUCAUUGAGAAGAUUAACGCUCACGCACCGGACUGGGCUGAAAAGUACCUAGAAUCACAAAUGUCUACUUAAGUACAACUGAUUGGACUUAUUCGCGGUAUACGUGAGAGCAACGAGGAGGUUAUUGAAGGCUUUGACGCGAUGAGACACCAUCUUCUCCUAAGAGAAUUCCGACUAAGAGACCUUAGUCCGUAUCGUGUCAUUAAAAUUAGAGACCUUUUGAUUCGAGGACGAGAAUGACUCACGAGUACGAGAUUUGCAUGACUUUAAGUUUUUGCGUAUUCUAAAAAUAGUCUCCCCAGAAAGCUUCAUUUUACUCUUUUUUUCUGUAAAGGUUAUCACUGUUAUCUUAAGUGAAGGAGGUUACGCCCUCUCCCAAUCUAACAUUUGAUAACUCGUUUCCGCCACUGCAACAAAAA
Porites lobata is the source of this 13437-nucleotide messenger RNA. NCBI's taxonomy places the organism in Eukaryota, Metazoa, Cnidaria, Anthozoa, Scleractinia, Poritidae. The record is from the annotation of a GenBank genome assembly.